This is a messenger RNA of Oryctolagus cuniculus (rabbit), 4404 nucleotides long. RefSeq names its product antizyme inhibitor 1 (gene AZIN1). Gene Ontology annotation, molecular function: ornithine decarboxylase activator activity; ornithine decarboxylase activity. Gene Ontology annotation, cellular component: cytoplasm. Lineage: Eukaryota; Metazoa; Chordata; Mammalia; Lagomorpha; Leporidae. The record is from RefSeq and is marked reviewed. Gene Ontology annotation, biological process: negative regulation of protein catabolic process; positive regulation of polyamine transmembrane transport.
ACCAGCCCCCUCCCCCCUCCCCGCGGCAGCCGGGCUCCGCCCCGCUCGCGCGCUGCCGGCCGGCUGUGACGUCACCGGGCCCCGCCCCCGGCUAUAAAUACUGGCGUCGCCGGCGCCGCCUUCCCACACUCUGCCUCUCCUCCUGGCUGUAGCGUUUCCUUUUUUUUUUUCCACUCUCCGGUCGUCUCCUUCUCUGCCUCUUCUCAUCUUUCUCGCGGUGGUGCUCUGCGGUGUGACGAGGCCGAAUCCUCUCCCUCACCAGGCCCGCGCCUCUCUCCUUCUGCCCGCGCCGCUCCAUUUCUCUCCGGCCGCCGCCGCCACUGCUGCCCAGCUGGUGUCGGUGCCGCGCUUUUCCCCCCACGUCGUUCCUGCAGCCUAUGGCCCAGGCCGCCUUGGGUAUUUCUGCUCAAGGUAACCACAUCCCUCUUUAAAAAUUCCGCCGAAAAAGAGAAGACGCUUUACCCGACUCUUUGGGCCGUUAUCUCACGGCGACCUUUCUGACCAAGUAUACAACUACCCAGAGGGCCUAGGAGAAGUGCUGUAUAGAGAGCAGUUCGACUUCAACGCUGAGCCACCUUGGGAACCUAGCUGAUGAUAGGGGGGUUCCAUCUCCUAACUUGUCCAUAAGCCAGAAAGUCAAUGAUGUGGGAAUGGAGAUAAAUAGAAUAUACUGAUUCUGCUGGUCUGGCAGCCAAGUUGACUGAUUCUUCAAUUUAUUAUGCCCAGGGAGGUCUUCACUUCCGAAAUCCAGGACUCAUAUUCAUCCAGCUUGGUGUCAAGUGGGCUGUUGCUGCCAGGAUUGUCUUGUGAUUAUUUGAGAGAUGUAUCAGUUUCUUCUGAAGUACAACCAACUGUAGAAGCCCUUGUAGCAGUUUGUUGCAUAUUCUAAGGACCCAGACAUAGGCUUGGUGGCCCGUCUCUUGUUUUUCCUGGUUUAUGACUUUCGGCUUUGUGGAAUACGGCUGAGAUGAAAGGAUUUAUUGACGAUCUUGGAAAUGUCUUACUACAUAUUGCAACAGAAGAUUAUAUUGGAGGUGAAGAGGGUAACAUGAAGUUUGGCACCUCACUGAAGAACUGUAGGCAUCUGUUGGAAUGUGCUAAGGAACUAGAUGUGCAAAUAAUUGGGGUUAAAUUUCAUGUUUCAAGUGCUUGCAAAGAAUCUCAAGUAUAUGUCCAUGCUCUAUCUGAUGCACGAUGUGUUUUUGACAUGGCUGGAGAAUUUGGCUAUACCAUGAACAUGUUAGACAUUGGUGGAGGCUUCACAGGAACUGAGUUUCAAUUGGAAGAGGUUAAUCAUGUUAUCAGCCCUCUGUUGGAUGUCUACUUUCCUGAAGGAUCUGGUAUUAAGAUCAUUUCAGAACCUGGCAGCUACUAUGUGUCUUCUGCAUUCACACUUGCAGUUAAUAUCAUUGCAAAGAAAGUUGUUGAAAAUGGUAAACUUUCCUCUGGAGUAGAAAAAACCGGAAGUGAUGAACCAGCCUUCGUGUAUUAUAUGAAUGAUGGUGUUUAUGGUUCUUUUGCAAGUAAACUGUCUGAGAACUUAAAUGCCAUUCCAGAGGUUCACAAGAAAUGCAAGGAAGAUGAGCCUCUGUUUACAAGCAGCCUUUGGGGUCCAUCCUGUGAUGAGCUGGAUCUAAUUGUGGAAAACUGUCUUCUUCCUGAGCUGAAUGUGGGAGACUGGCUUAUCUUUGAUAACAUGGGAGCAGACUCCUUCCACGAACCGUCUGCUUUUAAUGAUUUUCAGAGGCCAGCUGUUUAUUACAUGAUGUCAUUCAGUGAUUGGUAUGAGAUGCAAGAUUCUGGAAUUACUUCAGACACAAUGAUGAAGAACUUCUUCUUUGUGCCUUCUUGCAUUCAGCUGAGCCAAGAAGACAGCUUUCCCACUGAAGCUUAAACAGGCACUAACGCUUCUUUAGAUCUGAAGUUGCAGGUUAAGCUUGUCUGGUCUACAUUCCAGUGUGGGGGGAAAAUUCAAACAAUCUUAUUUGUUAAUUAUCUUGGAAACAAAAAUGAUUAGUAAUAGCCAAUUGGGACCAGACGAAAUCAGUUUUCAUCAAUAAUUCACUGGGGGUAAUGGGAGAUUUAGAUAAUGUAUCCAGAUUUAAACUUACCAGUUUGUUCUACCCCUUAAGCGUUUAAAAUAAAAUAUGCAACAAAAUGGAUGACUUAGCGGAGAUGGAAGCCCAUUAAUUGGGUUCCCCAUUAAACCGUUUACAUACAAGUACACAGUUUUUAUACUAAGGAUUCGUGUUUAAAAGUCUUGUAAAGUUAAUGUCUUUCACCCAGAUAUAUCAGAUGUCAGUGGAAGACGACCAGUGUGACUUCAUUAGAUACGUUUAGUGUAUUUAGGAUGUGUAAAUUUGUGCUUUGAACUGUAGUUUAAUAAAUGUAAAAUUGCAUCAUAGUAUUUGUUGUAUUUGACCUAAUGUAACCCUUGUAUGAUUGCAAUAAAAUUUUGUGUAGAUUUUACUGUUUUUUCAGGCUAAAACUUUGGGGAAGGGGCUAGCUAGCAAAGGUAGUUUUGGAAUAGAUGUGUAUAUGGACUGUUGUUGAAGGUUAUUUUUCUUUAUAGCCCACUUUAAGUUUAGUUUGGCUCAGAACUUUUUCAGUUAUUUAAUUAGUAAUUUAAGUAAAGUGUUUGGUAAAUCCUUGUGACGCUCAGAUUCAUUAUGGAGAGUUGAUGUGCAGUAGUAGGCAUGAUGUUAACAGUUUAACACCAAAAAUGCUAAUCUUGAGUAAGCCAGUUGUCAUCAGUGGGUGUUUCUGUAUAGAUAGGAUACAUAGAGUACCUUAGUGAGUUCUUGGAAUCACAGAUCUUUUGGCUGAAGUGGAAGAUUCUGUUAAACACUUGGGUAAAUGUGGGGGAAGGGAGAUAAAAUUUCAGAAAGCUGCAGAGCACUAAAACUUAAAGAAGGGCUACACCUCUAUCCAGAAACCUGACGCUCUUUUGCACGGAUAUUUAAAUUCAGAGUGGGGGGUGGGGUGAAGCACACUUACUUUCUUCAAUUUUCUAAUUUCAGUCAUGGCAAGUUUAGGCUUUUUUUGAUUUGGGUUUGUACUAUUCCCUUAUUUUCUUAUUUCCCAUUUGUUCAGCUUAGUAAUUGCUUUUAAUUCUUUUUAUACUAAAUCUUUAUGGUGAUUAGGGGAAGGGAGUUAGCAUCACUAACCUGACAGUUGUUGCCAGGAAUUUGCUUUGUUCACUGCUAGUAUAUUAGUAAUCCUAGAUCUCAGAAUCACAAUAGUAAUAAGCAACAAGGGUCAUUUUUUUCCUAACUUACUCUAUGUUCGGAUGUGGAAUUUCUGUCUCCCAAGAGGAAAUGUGACUUCACUUUGGUGCCAACAGACAGAAAAUUCUACCUGUGCUACAUAGGAGAAGUUUGGAAUGCACUUAACAGCUGGUUUUUGCACCUUGAUUUCAAGGUGGAAAGAAAUUAAUCAUGAAUCUCUAAUAAAUUUGAAUCUCAAACCAGUAGGUGCUUACUACUUUUGAUUUGAUUAUACCCAUUUGAAUUUCAUGGGUUCUAUUAAUGAAAAUAAAAUUAGGACCCCAAAGUCCUUGUCAUUUAAUUCCCUUGGACUUUUCCAAGGGGUAAUAUUUAUGGGGUUUUAUGCAAAAUUCCAAGCUGCAUUGCAACAUUUUUCUUUUUAUAAAUCAUAGCAAGGAGGAGGAAUUGUUCCCUACCUUCUUUACAUGUACAUUGUUGUGGUCCAGAAAUGCCAAACCUUUUAAAAGGUGGUACAGCUUUUGAGUUCUUGACUGCAGGCUUGAGCUUCACGGCGUGUCAGUUUUGCUGUGUCUGUCGGAGAGCUGUUUUACGUGAAAUAGCUCGGAGUUGCAAAUAUUACAUGGGAAUGAUUUGGUAACGUAAAGAAAUGUCUGUGUUGUAUUUUAAAGACUGUUUGCCAUAAAUCUGAAGUUUGAACCUUGUAUUUCAAUUUGGUAUGCUAAAACAGUUCAUGAAUUAAUGUAAAAAGAAUUUUUUUUACAAUAUUGUAAUCUCAGUUCAAGAUUUAACUGAAAAUAUACGACCCAAAUGAUUUCUAUAUAGUAAAAUGAACUGUAAAGGUGACUUGUGUGUGAUUCUGAAUACACAGAUAAAAUGUUUUUAUUCCUCAUGUUUUAUUUGGCGUCAUGAAAUAGAGGGGAAAUUGUACAUAGCUGCUUUUUGUACAUAACUUGCAAGUGUUCUUUAGGAAUCUUCCUGGAUUUGUUACCAAGUAGAUUGAAUAUGUUGUAGAGCAGUGCUGGGAGCUAGGUAUGGAAUGGUGAGGGUGUUGGUAAAGUUCAGUAAUGUAUACUAAAUGAAAGAACCAGCAGCUCUAAGGUGGUGUAAGGUAAUGGAGUCGAGGCUGCAUUGGCAAUAGAGGGGGUGGCAUAGGAGUACAGAAGAUCUUGUGAUAAAU